AUGCAGAAGACAAGAAGCCAACAGUAUCAUUCUUCCCUAAACUGGCAAAUUCACCCCAAGAGAUCCGCCUCAAUCUACUUCCCUAGUACCUCUCCAACUUAUCUACGUUCGACAUCCUCAGUAUGGCAACCCCAACCGCUUCGCAGACCUCCAUCCGUAAGUCAAUCGGUGUGGCCAUGGCGACCCUAUAUUCCCUUCACGUCAACUACCCCUACUCAGAGACGAAUCCCCCGCACCUCACUAGACUCUACAGACGGAAGUAGCAGCUUCUGGAAUCUCCAACAUGCUGAUUGCCGUCUUCUCCCUUCUGGUGGCUGUGACGAUUGGGCAAGAAGGCUGGUAAAGCAUCAUAGUUAUUACGAUAGAGAUUAUACCUCUGAGAUCCAACGUACGCACUCCUAA
Messenger RNA from Rodentolepis nana, 402 nucleotides. The record is from the annotation of a GenBank genome assembly. Lineage: Eukaryota; Metazoa; Platyhelminthes; Cestoda; Cyclophyllidea; Hymenolepididae.